GAUGGUACUCACGUCCGCUGGUAGAUCGGGCUUUGGUUAGGGUUCGUUCGUGGAUUAGAUCGGGUAUCCCUUAGCGCGGCAGGUUUCGUUCCUUGGUUCGUGGACGCCGUUGGCUCGAUCUGGGCUUGGCCCUUCUGCCUCCUGGGUAGGAGUUAGUGAUUGUGCCGGGUAUCCCAGGCUGACGGUUGUUUUGCUGUGAUGAAUCGCAAGGACGGUAUAUGAGCUAGUCGGCUGUUGAAAAAUGGCCUCCUUGCUUGAUUACGCACCCUUAACUGAUCAUAAAUUCUGAGCAAACGACACACGCUCCCAUGCUUCCAAUCAUGGUUGUUUUGGUUUUAGUUUUCCUUGCAUUGAAAUGUGUAACGAAUGCCUUGAUGUUGUCUUGUGUUAGCCUGAUUGUUUGUUUGCGGUGAUGAAUCACAAGGACGGUAUCUGAGCAAGGUGGCUCUUGAAGAAGGCCUCCUUCCUUGAUUAUGAAUCCUGAACUGAUCAUAAAUUCUGAGCAAACACACUUGCCUGCUUCUCAUGGUGGUUUCCUUUUUUCCUUUAAUUGAAACUUAAAAAAAAAUACACAGUAGUUUUUAUUUGUGUUGAUGCGUUGAAAUGAGAUCAGAAACAUAUGCUAUCCUGACAUCUUGAUUGCUUGCUGUGAUGAAUCACAAGGACGGUAUCUGAGCUAGGUGGUACUUGAAGAAGGCCUCUCUCCUUGAUUAUACACCCUACACUGAUCAUAAUAUCUGAGCAAGCAUGUGCAAAUGUUAAUUGACAAUGUCCUCAGUUGGUUUUAUGUUGCAGUCUGUCCUGUUGUCAUGCAUCGUUUGUUUGUUGAAAUGUUAACCAAUGACCUCACUGGUUUCACCAGUAGCAUGUGUAUUCCUAGUUUUCAUAGCUUUUCUGUGCUUUUAUGUUUGCUGUGAUGAAUCACAAGGACGGUAUCUGAGUAGGUUGGCUGUUGAAAAGGCCACCUUCCUUGAUUACUCAUCCUAAACUGAUCAUAUAUUCUGAGCAAGCAUGUGGAAAUGUGAAGCGAAGCAUGAUCCACAAUGACUUUACAUUAUCUUUUGUUCUUCUGAAGUGCAUCCUUUCCUGCUUGAAAUGUAAAUCAACUACUUUUAUAAGUUCAUGGGUUGUUUAACCUUUGUCUGCUUGUUUGCUGUGAUGAAUAACAAGGACGGUAUCUGAGUAAGUGUGGCUCUUGAAAAAGGCCUCCUACAUUGAUUACACAUCCUAAACUGGUCAUAUAUUCUGAGCAAAUGUGUGCACGUCUUAAAUGAACACCCAGCGUGCUGGUGGUCUCUGGCCAUUGGCCCUCUUGUCUUAGAUGUGUUCCUGGUCCUUAUAUUAUAUAGCUUUGUUAUGGAUGGCUGCUUCAUUUAGAAGUUAAAUAGACACUGUUUCUGUAUUUUACUUCUGCAAUGCUUGUUUGCUAUGAUGAAUCUCAAGGACGGUAUCUGACAAAGGUGGCUCAUCAAUGAGUUCUCCUUGGUUGAUUACACAUCCUAAACUGAUCAUAUAUUCUGAGCAAAAGUGUGCAAGUUUUAAAUGGACACCCAGCAUUAUGCUGGUGGUCUCUGGUCAUUGUCCUCUUAUUUUUGAUGUGAACUAUCUCUGUUUAUCCAACCAGUCCUUAUAUUAUGUAAUUUUGUUAAGCAUGGCUGCUUCAUUUCUAGAAGUUAAAUAAACACUGUUUCUGUAAUUUACUAUUUCAAAGCUUUUUUUCUAUGAUGAAUUUCAAAGACGGUAUCUGACAAAGGUGGCUCCUUGAUGAGUCUCCUUGCUUGAUUAGACAUCUUAAACUGAUCAAAUAUUCUUAGCAAAUUGAUUUUAUUGAAUUAUAGAACAAACAUAUAUUUCUUCUUGUUUGCUGUGAUGAGAUCACAAGGACGGUAUCUGAGAAGGUCUCUAAGGAGUGCUACUUCAUUGAUUUUACAUCCUAAACUGAUCAAAUUUUCUGAGCAAACGGGCUUUAAACGAAAGUCAUUCUGUAUGUACACAUGCCAGCUUAAAGAACAGUAUAUUUAUUCCCAGUUUUUGUGUUACUUUGGCUAUUAUGCCAUCAAAGGACGGUAUCUGAAUAAUUGGUGCUUUAUAAAGUCCUCCUUCCUUGAUUAUGAAUCCAAAACUAAUCAAAUUUUUGGAGCAAAAAUGUGUGAACAAUUAUUGGAACUACUAUUGUGCUACCUGAAACAAGAUAUCUCAUUCCAUUAACCAUUUUAGCAUGGUCCUGACCACACAUUCAAGAAUCACAAUUACAGAAGUUAACAAACAAUGCCCUUAAGUUUGUUUUUGGUUUCUGCUUGUUUGCUAUGAGGAGAUCACAAGGACGGUAUCUGAGAAAGGUGACUUUUUAAAAAGAGCCACCGCCCUGAUUAUAAAUCCUAAACUGAUCAAACUUUCUGAGCAAAUGUGCCUAAACAAUCAAUGAGUAUACUCAGUAUCACUGUAUUAAUAUAAAUAACUGGUGACAUUUUCCCUUGAUUUUAGUGUCAUUAGAAAAAUGUGAUACUCUGGACAAGCUCUUGUUCGAAACAGUAGCAUCUACUCUUGAUUUCAGUGUGUUCGCCAUUUCUUCAUGAAGUUUCACUUUUUUUGGCCAUCCUUGAUUCUCAUGAAUUUUUAUAUGUGCUGCACUUGCACUUCUUUUUCCAACUCCAUUUUCUUUUGGUAUUUGAACCAGGAACUGUAAUUUUUUUACUUAAAUGAGUUUGUUGAAAAUAUGGUUAUGUCUUGUGUCUUCAGGCAGAGCAGUGGUUCCUUUCUCAUGUGCUUUAUUAUGUGGUAUUAGGAUGAUCAUUCACCUUUGAAGUAGUGCAUUACCAGAAGCUCUCCUAUAGGAAGAUGGAAUCUGCUGACAUACAGACUCAACUUAUACAUGGUCUUCCAGAUGAGGUUGCUCUUCUCUGCCUAGCAAGGGUUCCUCGGCAGUAUCACAAUGCUCUCAGACGUGUCUCAAGGGGAUGGAAGGCAUUGUUAUGCAGUGAAGAAUGGCACUCUUACCGCAAGAGGAACAACUUGGACGAGUCCUGGAUAUAUGUGAUCUGUAGGGGUACAGGCUUCAAAUGCUAUGUUCUUGUUCCUGACCCUACGACCCGGUCCUUGAAAGUCAUCCAGGUGAUGGAGCCUCCAUGCUCUCGGCGAGAAGGUGUUUCCAUAGAGACCUUGGACAGGCGGUUGUUUCUUAUGGGUGGCUGUAGUUGCCUAAAGGAUGCUAAUGAUGAAGUGUAUUGUUAUGAUGCUGCUUCAAAUCACUGGAGCAUAGCAGCACCAAUGCCUACUGCUAGGUGCUAUUUUGUAUCGGCAUCUCUGAACGACAAGAUUUAUGUUACUGGAGGAUUUGGGCUGACAGACAAGUCACCUAAUUCUUGGGACAUCUACGACAAAGCCACAGACUCAUGGCGCUCGCACAAGAACCCUAUGCUUACCCCUGACAUCGUAAAAUUUGUGGCGCUGGAUGAUGAGCUGGUGACCAUCCACAAGGCGUCCUGGAACAGAAUGUACUUUGCGGGUAUAUACGACCCGGUUGACCAGACCUGGAGGGGCAAGGAGAAUGAGAUUGCCCUAUGCUGGUCUGGCCCUACGGUCGUCGUUGAGGGGACGCUCUACAUGCUUGACCAGUCCCUCGGCACAAAGCUGAUGAUGUGGAUUAACGAGACCAAGGAGUGGGUGAUGGUCGGCAGGCUGUCGGACAAGCUCACACGCCCACCUUGCGAGCUUGUUGCCAUCGGCAGGAAGAUCUAUGUGAUCGGUCGGGGGCUGAGCACAGUGACCAUCGACAUGGACACGGCGGCCAGGGUGGACGGGUUCCUGGUGUCCUCGUCGACGGCGCCGUUGAUGGAGCAUGACUUCCCGCCGGAGAAGUGCAGGGUGAUCACCAUCUGAAGACCUUUUCUAGCUGGGCUUGUUUGUGCUGUGAAACAGUGGACGAUUUUCUUUUAUUCUGGCUGUAUAUCGACUUGUGUGUUUUGACGAGAUGGCUGUACAAUGAUUGACUUUUUAACUGUAACAAGAGGAAGAGGAAAGGAAAGCUCAGGAUGUUUACUCA
Molecule: messenger RNA, 4042 nt
Organism: Hordeum vulgare subsp. vulgare (domesticated barley)
Lineage: Eukaryota; Viridiplantae; Streptophyta; Magnoliopsida; Poales; Poaceae
Product: F-box/kelch-repeat protein SKIP4-like
Exons: 2
Coding region: 2839-3879 (346 amino acids)
Molecular function (GO): protein binding
Source: RefSeq, a predicted model, not a curated record